AUGAAAACCCACGUUUUAUCUAGCAUUUUCGUCCUAGUUCUCUGCCUCUACAGCCUUAAAAUUACUGUCCAUGGAGCUGGAGAAUGUGGGAGGAACCCUCCAGAUAGAGAAGCCAUAAAGCUGGCUCCUUGUGCAAUGGCUGCACGAGACAAGUCUGCCAAAGUUUCAGCAACUUGCUGUGUUCGAAUUAAACAAAUGGGGCAGAACCCAAAAUGUCUUUGCGCUGUCAUGCUCUCCUCUACAGCUAGGAACUCUGGAGCAAAGCCAGAAAUCUCAAUGACCAUUCCUAAACGCUGCAACAUCGCUGAUCGUCCCGUCGGUUACAAAUGUGGAGCUUAUACUCUGCCUUGAAGUAGCAGACAGAGCAAUAAAGGUGUUCUGAAACGAGUAUAAAAUGUCACGUAUGUGUAUUACUUGGUUUCAGUAAUAAAACUUGACUAAACACGAUUGUUGGUUAUGAAAAUAUAACUUGUUACUAAGAUCGUGAGUAUUUUAUUUACCAUACAUUAGUGGUAGAUGCGG
Molecule: messenger RNA, 522 nt
Organism: Eruca vesicaria subsp. sativa (arugula)
Lineage: Eukaryota; Viridiplantae; Streptophyta; Magnoliopsida; Brassicales; Brassicaceae
Source: the annotation of a GenBank genome assembly